CUCUCCUCGUGCGGCUCGGCGGGUGCGGAGCUCCUCACUGCGAAUAAAAACCUCAUCGGCGCGUGCGGGGAACCCAGCGGAGCGGCGGAGAACCUGGUAAAAUCAGAAGGCGGCUCAUCUUUUCUCAUUUGUUUUCGUUCAGUUUAUUUAAUUCACUUUACUUUGAACCCCAAAACCUGCCUGUUUGCCUUCCCUGCCUCCCUCUUUUGUUUUUUUUUAAAUCAGCGUGUAUUUUUAUUACCUUAUUUUGUUUUCGGUAUCUUCAGAGUCGGGAUCUGUGACGGCUCUUCAUGGCAAUCAGAAGGGGACACAUUAGAUGCUUAAAAGAGGUCUAUGACAUGUCGAACGGUUACGAAGAUCACAUGGUGGACGAGCCGAAAGACUCUAAAACCAACCUUAUAGUAAAUUACUUACCCCAGAACAUGAGCCAGGAUGAGCUGCACAGCCUCUUCAGCAGCAUCGGCGAGGUGGAGUCAGCAAAGCUCAUCCGCGACAAAGUAGCAGGCCACAGUUUAGGGUACGGAUUUGUUAACUAUCUUAACCCUAGUGAUGCAGAAAGAGCAAUCAGUACACUCAAUGGCCUGAGGCUACAGUCUAAAACUAUCAAGGUUUCCUACGCCAGGCCCAGUUCUGACUCCAUUAAGGAUGCUAACCUGUAUAUUAGCGGGCUGCCUAAGACCAUGACGCAGAAGGAUGUGGAGGACAUGUUUACACGUUACGGCCGGAUCAUCAACUCACGCGUGCUCGUCGAUAAGGCCACAGGACUGUCUCGAGGCGUGGCGUUCAUCCGCUUCGACAAGCGCACGGAGGCUGAGGACGCCAUCAAAGACCUGAAUGGACAGAAGCCCCCGGGAGCCACGGAGCCCAUCACGGUCAAGUUCGCAGCAAACCCCAACCAGGUGAAGGGCACCCAGAUCAUCUCCCAGAUCUACCACGCCCAGUCCCGCCGCUUCGGGGGGCCGGUCCACCACCAGGCCCAGAGGUUCAGGUUUUCCCCGAUGGGCGUGGACCACAUGAGCAGCGUGUCUGGCGUGAACGUGGCGGGCAGCUCCACGUCCGGCUGGUGCAUCUUCAUCUACAACCUGAGCCAGGACACGGACGAGGGCAUCCUGUGGCAGAUGUUCGGGCCCUUCGGUGCCGUCACCAACGUCAAGGUCAUCCGCGACUUCAACACCAACAAGUGCAAAGGCUUCGGCUUCGUCACCAUGACGAACUACGAGGAGGCGGCCAUGGCCAUCGCAAGCCUGAACGGCUACCGCCUCGGCGACAAAAUCCUGCAGGUCUCCUUCAAAACCAGCAAGACGCACAAGUAGAGCGGGCUAGAACGGCCAGAGCUCCGAGUCUGUACCGUGACCGAAGGGGGCGGCGCAGGUCUGAGAGCUAAAUACUGUUAUUUUUGUAGUUUAAUCCACUUUACGCUAAACGUUUCCACUUCACACGCGGCGUCACUAGCGUCCUGUUGGACAGAGAACCUUUUUCUUUUCUUUUCUUUGAUUUAAUUCAAACUGUGCUGUAAAUGUUCUAGAUAUUUCGGGGAGCAUCUGAAAACACAUUUACACCAGAUCUGCAUUUGAUGCUAAAGCUAUUGUGUGAGAUGCUGGUCUCUGUGCUGUAAGCGCGGUCAGACUGACGCUGUUCAGCUCCCCAUAUAGACACACAUUACAGUCUUCGCACAGUAUUCGAUAUUUAAGUUGCCUUAUUUUUUCACCCUCUGUUCCUCGAACCCCGUCUGACCCCGUCUGACCCCGUCUGACCCCUGGAGCACUUGUCCAUUGUUUUUGGGUGUGUUUAUGACCGGACUGCAGUUUUCUGAGGCCGUCGCGGCAGAAAAAGCAGAGUGUCUGUAAACAGCGUUGAAGAGUGUGUUGAGUGAGGGGAACCUGUUUAAUACUCUGUGAUUUGUCUGAAAGGGACCCUCUGAAAAAGACUGAAAAGGACCAAAGAGAAGGUUUAAUCCCCCCUAAAGAGAGACGAGUGGGCCACUCUGGUCAGUGUGGCCCCCCCGAAAAAAGCGAAGCGUUUUUCUAAUUAGCCGGUACUGACGAUAUUUCUGUGUUCAGAUUAUUUACAUUUCAGCAUCAGCAGUUUCUUCUGUAAGGUUUGAUUUAUUUCUUUAAUUUUUUUUGUUUUUCUUUAGAAGCAAACAUUUAUUUACUUUGUUCUUUUUUUCCCUUUUUGUUUUUUUUCUUUUCCGUGCAGUUUAGGGUGGAUAGAUAAAACUUGGCUGUUUGUACUAAUCCAUAUGCUUCUGAAGACUGCCUUGUGAUUUUGUCUUUUUUUUCUUCCUUUCUUUCAUUGAUUUUUGUUCUUUGCUUUGGUGUUUCCUUUGUUUUGAUUGUUUUGAUUGUUUCACUUGGCAUCCACGAUCAUUAAAUUUUAUUUUGUUUUGCUGAAAGUUUUGUUUUGUUUGGUUUUUUUCAUUAUAGAGUUGGUUUUAUGAUUUCGUUUUUAAUUCAUUUUCCAUUCUUAGGAGUUUUAGGACCGGAAGGAGGUCCAUGCCUGGUUUGGUUAGUCUGAGUAACAGAUAAACGACACACACUAAAAAUAAAGCUCAUUCGGCCGUUUCGGGCAGCAUGAAGACGAAGCCUCAGCGAGAACGUUCACGAACUGCGUAGCGAACUACCGAAGUUAGCUGGCGAACUGGAGUGGUGGUAAAGUAGCUCACAGUAACGUUGUGUAGAUAAAACCAUUGUGGGUUUAUUUCCUCAGCCACGUUAGCUGGUUCCCCAGCCUCUUUAGCUAAUGCUAAUUCAGAAUGAAGGGUUAUGGUUUAGUUCGCUAACGCUACACCCCCCCGCUAUGUUAGCUACAGUAAAUCCCUCAUGGUUAACGUUAACGUUAGCUACACCCUCAAUCAUGCUGGCAGGAUCGCUCCUUCACAGUAAAGAGGUCCAGGGUUGGGUUAAGGUAAGGUCAGCUACACCCACAGCAAAGCUAGCUGGUGUAAAUCGCUGAUUCAGAGUUACGAUUAGCAUUAGCUACUCAAACAACCAGCUAGCUUAAAUCUCACAUUGAGAAUAACAGGGAUAAAGUUCGGGUUAGCGACUCUCAACCCUGUUAGCAACAGUAAAUCGCUAAUUCAGAACAAAAUUGCUGAGAUCAGGAUUAGGGAUAGGUUUAGCUACACCCUCAGCAACAUUAGCUAGCAUGAAUCGCUAAUUAAAAAUAAAGGGUUAGGGUUAAAGUUCAGGAACGUUAGACUCCCAACUAUGUUAGCUAGUGUAAAUCGCUAAUGCAGAAUAAGGGUUAUGGUUUGGUUUAGAGGUAAUGUUACGACUCUCAACCCUGUUAGCAAGAGUAGAUCGCUAAUUCAGAAUAAAAUGGCUAAAAUCAUGAUUAGAGAUAAGGUUAGCCGCAACAUUAGCUAGUGUGAAUUGCUAAGUUUACAGCCCCAGUUAGGUUAGCUAGUGUAAAUUUCUACUUCAGAAUAAAAGAGUUACGGUUUGGUUUAGAGGUAAUGUUACCCCUCAACCCUGUUAGCAAGAGUAGAUCGCUAAUUAAGAAGAAAUUGGCUAAAAUCUUGAUUAGGCACAAGGUCAGCCGCACCCUCAGCAACAUUAGCUAGUGUGAAUCGCUCAUUUAGAAUGAAAGGUCAGCGUUAAAGUUUACUAACUUUACACCCCAAACCCUGUUAGUGUAAAUCUCACCUCCAAAAUAAAAGUCCCGGGAAUAAGGUUAGAGCAGUGUAAAGCACUCCUUCAGACUGAAAGGGUCAGGAUUAGAGGGGGAAAGGGAAGCUAAAGCCCCAACCACGUCAGCUGAUUUAUAUGGCUAAUUCAGAAUAGCACAGUUAAGGUUGGGGUUCCGUGUUUGCCCAGCAGUGCUAGAUUACGUAAAUCGCUCAUUGAGAAGAUUGAGGGUUUUGGUGAUGAGGUUAGCUAAACCAUCAAGCAUUAGCUGUGUAAAACUCUGAACGUUAGCUACACCCUCAGCCAGGUUGGCUAACGUGAACAGCUCCUGUAUUAAACCCUUAUAAAACGUGUUCUUUAGUAAAGACAAUGGUUCUGUAUAGAACCAUAAACAGUCAUAGUAAAAUGGUUCUUCAGAUUGAUGGAGUGUGUGUUGUAUAUGGUUC
Messenger RNA from Colossoma macropomum (tambaqui), 4075 nucleotides. It is a transcript of the gene elavl1a, whose product is annotated as ELAV like RNA binding protein 1a. Gene Ontology annotation, molecular function: RNA binding. The transcript has 7 exons. Gene Ontology annotation, cellular component: ribonucleoprotein complex. Bases 291 to 1313 code for a protein of 340 amino acids. NCBI's taxonomy places the organism in Eukaryota, Metazoa, Chordata, Actinopteri, Characiformes, Serrasalmidae. The record is from RefSeq and is a predicted model, not a curated record.